AUGGACGGAAUGCCAAUGUCAAUGCCAACAGGAACCGUUCCUUCGUCUGCAACGUCAACGAGACAGUCAACACCUAGUUUAAUGGAGCCAACUUCCGGCGCGGGGAUGGAAGGGAUGAGCUCGAUGGGAAGUACAGCGGAGACAAAUAAUGACUGUAAAGUAUCGAUGCUCUGGAACUGGGAAACAAUCGACGCAUGCUUCCUCUCAAAGUCGUGGCAGAUUAAAACUCGAGGCGCCUUCGCAGGUCUGUGCAUUGGCAUUGCGUUUCUCGUUAUCUUGCUUGAACUCCUACGCCGCGCUUCCAAGGUUUAUGACCGAUAUUUGAUCCGCCAGCACCUGAAGAAAACAAGUGCACUCGCUGCAACAGUUGUGAACGGCUCUUCCGAAACGGCUCACGGGGCUCUCAUCGCGAAAGAAAACGCCAUGACACUUGCUUCCACGAUUCCAUUUCGACCUAAUAUUUUCCAACAGGCAAUUCGUGCCCUAUUACACACACUACACUUUGCUCUCGCCUACUGGAUCAUGCUUCUUGCCAUGUAUUAUAAUGGCUAUGUCAUUAUCAGCAUCAUAAUUGGCGCCUUCGUCGGGUUCUUUACUCUCCAGUGGGAGAGUAUUAGUCCUCUAGGUGGCAUCGAAGGCGGCAAUGGUAUUGGGAGAGAUGGUACCGGUUGUCACGGCUGA
Messenger RNA from Annulohypoxylon maeteangense, 681 nucleotides. Its product is annotated as Ctr-domain-containing protein. Gene Ontology annotation, biological process: copper ion transmembrane transport. Gene Ontology annotation, cellular component: membrane. The transcript is spliced from 3 exons. The record is from RefSeq and is a predicted model, not a curated record. The coding region runs from base 1 to 681 and encodes 226 amino acids. Gene Ontology annotation, molecular function: copper ion transmembrane transporter activity. Lineage: Eukaryota; Fungi; Ascomycota; Sordariomycetes; Xylariales; Hypoxylaceae.